GAGGAGAAGAGGAGGAGAGGAGAAGAGGAGAGGAGGAGAGAGCGAAAACGAGCAUGCGCAGAAACCAGGGCGGCGCGUCCAGAGGAGGAGGGGAGAAGGAAGGGAGAAGGAGAGUUCAGGGGGUACUGGAGGCGGGGACGGCUCCUGGGCGCAAGACGUGUAACCAUGAGUAUUGACUGGAUUGGUUUUGGAUAUGCUAGCAUAGUAGCAUUUGGAGGCAUUUUGGGAUAUCAUCGCAAAGGAAGCAUUGUAUCUUUGGUUGCUGGUCUUUUCUUUGGCUUGUUGUCGGGUUAUGGAGCCUACCGUGUGUCCCGUGACCCCCGAGAUAUCAAAGUGUCACUAUUCACGACCUUUUUUCUGGCCAUGAUCAUGGGCAUGAGGUUCAAGAGAUCUAAGAAACUCAUGCCAGCAGGGAUUGUGGCUGGCCUAAGCCUCUUGAUGAUUCUGAGACUCGUCUUGAUGCUCACAUGAGAAUCCUCAGCUGCCAAGGACAUAAUUCCCAUCCUUCUACUACAGCAGACUAAAUAUAUUCUUUGUACUUGAAAGAUAAGUUUCAGCAAGAAAUGUCAAGCUUCUGUAAGAAAAAAACAAACAACUAACAAACUGACACAUCUCAUCUUAGCCUUAGUUUGCAAGCUUUUUGUUUUUUUAACCAAAAAAAUUUUUUUGAGUGUUUUCUAGUUGACAAACAUCAUUUCGUAACGAAUCGUGUCUCAUUAACCCUCAUUUUCUCUUCUUUUAUUUACGAUAGAAGGUGCAAAACCAUUGUCCAUAGUUAAAAAUUUUAAAAGUCUUUUGUAUUUGUUUACUGAAAACUCCAAAUACUGAUGUCACUGACCAAAAGUUUACAUGAAAAUAAAACUUGUCUGAUAAUAGUAUGCCUUAUGUGUGGUUUAACUAAAAUACUAACCGAUUGACCUAGUCUUUGUCUUGCAAGCUGCAUAGGAAAUACUUUUGUUCUGAAUUUUAAAUUUUAUUCUACCCUCUGCACACACUUGAUGUAGGAGCAGAGUGUAACUAGUAUUCUAAUAAAAAGUUCUUCUAUUUUAAA
Messenger RNA from Dromiciops gliroides (monito del monte), 1051 nucleotides. RefSeq names its product transmembrane protein 14A (gene TMEM14A). Gene Ontology annotation, biological process: regulation of heme biosynthetic process. NCBI's taxonomy places the organism in Eukaryota, Metazoa, Chordata, Mammalia, Microbiotheria, Microbiotheriidae. Gene Ontology annotation, cellular component: mitochondrial membrane. The coding region runs from base 166 to 471 and encodes 101 amino acids. The record is from RefSeq and is a predicted model, not a curated record. The transcript is spliced from 5 exons.